AUGAGCGGGCUCGAUAUUUCUGCACUUCUUCCUCCUUAUCUCAACUUGCCCCCGCAUCUCAGCGCCCACAAGUAUUUCUUCGUCUGCACGCUCACCGUCGCUGCAUGGGACACGCUCGUCCUCUCCCCGCGCUCUUGGCGGUUGAUGAAGACGAAAGAGUGGCCGGUCCUCAAGAUUGUCUACCAGGUCCUCCGCUAUCUCAUGCCCGUCGAGUUUAUCAUCGUCGCCGUCGCCUUUUUCGACACGAAAUUCACCCGCGAAAUGUGCAACAAGUUUUACCUGUUUGAGCCCAUUUGCACCAUGAUUCUCAUUGCACUCUGCUCCUCUGUCCAUGUCAUCCGUAUCCACGCCAUCUACGACAAGAGCAGGCCCAUCCUCGCCGGUCUGGCUGCCCUUUUGCUUAUCCAGAUUGCCGUAAUGGCAGUAUCCUCCGCGUUCUACCGUGUGAUCCCGCUCCUUCCAGGCCAAGGCUGUAUCGCUGGUCCCACCGCCAACUGGGUCGGCAUCUACUGGGCUGCUCCCACCCUCUUCUACACGACGACACUCGCUCUCGCCCUCAAUCGAUCCAUCAAGUCACUCCAGACAAAGGCCCUCAGCCCAUGGAAGCUCAUGCUCCGCGACGGCCUCAACCUCUACGGUGCCAUUUGGAUCGUUAACAUGGUCAACGUCUGCUUCUGGUUCAUCGUCAAGCCCACCGGUGAAAACGACAGCAUUAAGACGACGGUCACCAGCAUGACCGCGGUACUCACGACCACCAUGACGCUCCGUAUCAUUCUCUCCGUCCGUGGUUCGCUCGCCCAAGGUGGCUCGUACGCCGGCUCGGCCAUCUCGUCGUCGAACCGUGGCAACAGCACCCACGUCCUCUCGUCGUCUGGUCGCAACCCAAACCCACCUCACCCAUCGUCGUUUGGUCCUACACACUCGUAUGGCGUCCAAUCACAAAACGCUGGCAACGGCGCCAAUGUCAUCAACAUUGGCACCUAUGGCAACCCCGAGCGCAAGGGGUCGCUUUCCGGUGGCGUUCCUGGUGUGGGCAAGGAUGGUGCCUAUACCCUUGAUGAGAUGCGCGACAAGGCUGCCAAGGGAGAGUGGAAUGAAGGUGCGAGUGAUGGCCGCUCGUCGGUCCUCGAGGGUAAAGAGGGCGAGGCAUAUGGCGUCCCUGCUGCCAGAGGAUACGAGGGCGUCAAAGUGACGAUUGAUCGCGAGGUGGAUUACCAUGGCCGCAAGUAA
Molecule: messenger RNA, 1230 nt
Organism: Serendipita indica DSM 11827
Lineage: Eukaryota; Fungi; Basidiomycota; Agaricomycetes; Sebacinales; Serendipitaceae
Source: the annotation of a GenBank genome assembly